This is a messenger RNA of Pseudocercospora fijiensis CIRAD86, 1020 nucleotides long. RefSeq lists its product as uncharacterized. The record is from RefSeq and is a predicted model, not a curated record. The transcript has 6 exons. The coding region runs from base 1 to 1020 and encodes 339 amino acids. Gene Ontology annotation, molecular function: oxidoreductase activity. NCBI's taxonomy places the organism in Eukaryota, Fungi, Ascomycota, Dothideomycetes, Mycosphaerellales, Mycosphaerellaceae.
AUGGCAUCAGUCGACAUUCCAAAGAAAUACAAGGCGGUCAUCUACGAUGAGCCUGGCAAGGUCUCGACCAAGGUCGUCGAGCUCGACACCCCAGAGCCUGGACCAGGCGAGGUUCUCAUCAACUUGACGCAUUCAGGCGUCUGCCAUUCGGAUCUUGGUGUUAUGACAAAUCGAUGGGCUGGCCUCCCUUUCCCAACUCAGCCAGGUCAAGUUGGAGGCCAUGAGGGCAUUGGCAAAGUUGUGAAACUUGGCCCUGGUACCGAAACAAGUGUGAUCAAAGUCGGCAGUCGCCUUGUCUCUCCGGCCAAACAGAAAGUCUCAGGCUACUACACACCUGGCACUUUUCAGCAGUACGUGCUAGGCCCUGCUAGCUAUGUUACCCCUAUCCCCGAAUCUCUACCAAGCGAUGCUGCCGCUCCUAUGCUGUGUGCUGGCGUUACAGUCUACAGCGCUCUGAGGAAAUCUGGAGCCAAAGCUGGUGAUUGGGUCGUCUUACUUGGCGCAGGUGGUGGUCUAGGUCAUCUCGCCACACAGAUUGCUUCGCGAGGCAUGGGAAUGCGAGUGAUCGGCAUUGAUGCGGGGAGCAAGAAAGAGCUGGCAACUGAAUGCGGAGCGGAAGUCUUCGUUGACCACACGCAAGGAAACGCCGAAGAGGAAGUGAAAAAGGCUACGGGUGGCCUUGGUGCUCAGGCUGUUCUCGUACUCACAGCAGCAAACGCUGCUUAUGCCUCCGCUAUGGGCAUGCUCAAGUUUGGCGGUACAUGUGUCUGCGUCGGUUUACCUGAGGGUGAACUCAAGCCCAUCGCCACAGCUUUUCCUCAGUUCUUGGUUGCUAGGGCCCAAAAAAUAAUCGGUGUUGCCGUGGGGGAUCGUAGAGACGCGAUUGAGGCGCUCGAGUUUGCGGAGCGUGGACUUGUCAAGACCCAUUUCCGCACUGCCAAGAUGGAGGAACUAACGGCGAUAUUUGAGGAAAUGGACAAGGGCGAACUGAAAGGUCGGGUCGUACUUGAUUUACAGUAG